AUGCCCAAAGCAAUUGCGCAAGUACUAGACUUGGGUUCAGUUUCAGGAACGCCUCCAGGUGAAAGAACAUUUUCACACUUGGUCACCUCAUCAAGCUCGCUAGAGAAGAAAAAUAGCCGUGGGCAAUAUAAGAAUAAUGGUACGGAGCUUAUGAAGAGGAAAAGACCGCUAGAGUCUGGAGAAAUUGGUGGUGGUGUUGAUGUAUGCACAACUGAACGUGUUGAAAGGUUGCUAAGAGAAACAAAGUCGAUUUUAUACACCGUUAUGGAUCGGAUCAUAGAGGGCAGAUCUCUAGGGUAUUCAACAGCCCACAUUCAUCGCUUAGUGGAGAAUGUUUGUAGGUACAAACACGCCGAGAUGAGAGAAUUGGCAGAUGUGAUUUUUGAAAAAUUGGAACAGUAUUUGAAGGGGAUUAUUAACGAGACGCUUUUGGGUGGGGAAAGCAAAGACCUUUUUAAAAUGAACAAUUCCAGUAAUGAAAUGGUUGUAAAACGGGCUACAAACGUUUUGAAAAGCUGGAAUUUAUGGUAUAAUGCGUUUUCCAAGAUGAGUAAAGUUUUUUCAUUUAUUGAUGGAAAAUACUUGCUACUGCAUUAUUCAAAGAAACAACUUGUUGAAUUUGGGUACUCAAGUUUUGCCAAACGGUUUUUCUUUGACAUUUAUUGUAAUGUGCAUAUGCCCUUGGUACUGAUAUACUAUUUGGAUAUGGAUAAGCAAGGCAGCGAGCAAGAUAAAAAGAGGCUAAAGCAACUUUAUCAGGAUAUCACGACUAUAAUGACGGAUUUGGAACCUUUUAUGGAGGCGCAAUCUGAAAAUCAAGAGGUUGAACUUUGUGAUUUCCUGGAAGUGGUUCUUGAAUCAAUUAUACUGGCGAAUGACGCUUUGAAAUCAAAAGAUGAUUCCUCUCGUGGUGUUUCAGUACAAAAAUUGUUUAAAAUUAUGGAUGACGAAUGUCGAUUUUAUGCAGCUUGUCACAAAUCUGACGAUUUUGUCAAAUCUCUACUUCGAGAUAUGAAGUUUCGAAUGCUUUUCCAAGACUUUCAAAGCGUUGUCACGCCUAGUUUUGCUGAUUUAUUAGAGUCGCCGCGCGAGAUGCAACUUUUGUGGAAGUAUUGCCUCGAGGUUAAAGAAACACACGGUUUAGAUGCCGUGGCAUUUUUGCUUUUUGAGUGGAAAAAUUAUUGUGUUUCUGUUCUAACGGACUCAUUCAAGAAGUAUUGUGCUGGUGGUGGUGGUGAUGGCGGCGGUAGUAGUAACAGUAGCAGCAGUUUGGUUUCUACAGAUGAGUACCCAAGCAUAAUAUUUUACGCACAGAGAGUUUUUGCUACUCUUGACCAUCAACGGGAACAAAAUCUCAAUGGCAAUGAUCAAUUCAAGAGCAAGCUUAAAAGCGCAUUGGAAGAAGUCGUCAAUUCUGAGGAGUACAAUUUGUAUACUAUUCAGCAGUUGUGCAAGUUUUGUGACACUUAUUUCAAGUCCAUGUUCAAAGCGUACCCGCGAAUAGCCUGCCUGGUUUCGUUUCAUGAAAUCAAACUGCAUGUUAUUUUAUUCUUUAAGGCGUUGAAAAACAAACAAGACUUUUUGAGUGCUUACAAAAAAGAAGUUUCAAGGAGAUUGCUUUUGGGUAGAUCUGUUAGGAUAGAGGAGGAGCAUCAACUUGCAAAGGAGUUGGUAGGACUAGCGCUCGAGACGGAAACCGCGUCUGGUCUUUUGGCAAUGUUUGGAGAUUUAGAGACGUCAAAGUCAAUUAAAGAAGGUUUCAAUGAGAGUGGUGGGAUUGAGUUCACUCCAUUGGUUUUGGAAAAGCAAGUUUGGCUUGAUAUACCAAAUGAGAAACAUGACCAUAUAAAAAUGCCUAAAGAACUCCAAGACUUACUAAACAGGUUUGAGUUGCAUUAUCAAGAAAAGGACUCAAAGUAUAAAAACAGAGAAAUAGAUUGGUCGAAUUAUAAGUUGCACCAAUUGACAAUUGCGGGACAAUUCUCCAAGGGUGAAGUUUUAAUAUCGGCCAAUUUAUUACAGGCUACAAUUUUAGUGUUAUUCACAGAAAAGCCUACCUACAGCUUGAGUCAGCUAGAGAGAGAAACAGGAAUGGAUUUGAAGUUAUUGCAAUCGGUUCUAAACACUAUGAACCAGGGCAAAACCAAAAUCCUAGAUCAAAUAGGCAACACAGUGCAUUAUAAUUCAGAUUUCAGAGCCCUUUCAUCAUCAAAAGUCAAACUUCCUCCUAUUAAAGAACUGGCUAAAAUCGGAUCGUUUAGUCUUGAUGCAAAGGACAACAUCCACAACAUUAUUGAAAAAGAGGUGAAUCAAAUUGUUGACCAUAAUAGGUCAGAAGAGUAUGAAGGUGUUAUUGUGAAAAUCAUGAAAGCUCAAAAGAGUUUAACAGUGACGGAUUUACUAAACAGAUCCAUGGUAAUAUUGGAAAAACGAAGACCAGUGACAAUCAUUGCUUUAAAAGCUUGUUUGGAGACUUUGAUAGAUCGUGAAUAUAUCAAACGAAAUGGUACUGAAAUAGUUGAAUAUAUUCCUUAA
Molecule: messenger RNA, 2535 nt
Organism: Lodderomyces oxycetoniae
Lineage: Eukaryota; Fungi; Ascomycota; Pichiomycetes; Serinales; Debaryomycetaceae
Gene: RTT101
Product: cullin
Exons: 1
Coding region: 1-2535 (844 amino acids)
Biological process (GO): protein ubiquitination; ubiquitin-dependent protein catabolic process; DNA damage response
Cellular component (GO): Cul4-RING E3 ubiquitin ligase complex
Molecular function (GO): ubiquitin protein ligase binding
Source: RefSeq, a predicted model, not a curated record